AUGAGUGGCCUACCAUUACAAUAUUCAACAUUUUCGAUCGAAAAUCGAUCUGUAUCAGAAUUAUUUCAUUCUAAUGAUACAUUCGAUCGAAAUUGUACAACGAUUGAAUGUUUUGAUCGUACUCCUCAAGUAAUUAGUUCGCCUUGGUUCAUUGGUCUUAUCGUUGCAAUUAUUGUACUUCUUAUAAUUAUUGCUAUUGUUUGUGGUAUUAUGAAACGUAAAGGUGGUAAAUAUUCCGUACAAGAUAAAGAAAUGUUACAUGGACCUACUGGAUAUGGUGGAGAUGAUGAAGCAAAAUUUUCUGAAUAUUAUCGAUCACCGGGUGAUGUGUCAAUAAGACAUAGUCGAACAUCAUUAAAUAAUGGUGAUGAUCGUGAUUCAAUGGCAGAAUUUAAUGAUGAAAAAGAUCGCGGUCGAUUUACAGAAGAUGGAUCUUUCAUUGGACAAUACGGACGUGAUGAUAAACGACGUACUUAUCUGAUUAAAUAUGAUGAAAGUAUAGGUUUUACCAAUGAUAAUCCAACUAAUGAUCAAGCAACAUUUUCAUCUCCUGUGUAA
Molecule: messenger RNA, 558 nt
Organism: Adineta steineri
Lineage: Eukaryota; Metazoa; Rotifera; Eurotatoria; Adinetida; Adinetidae
Source: the annotation of a GenBank genome assembly